AUUCAAAGUGUGUUGGGUGGGAUAACGUAUACAUUAAUGCCUGUGUUUUCAUCUGUUUCUAAACAGUCAUCAGAAAGUCUGUGAAGUUUAAUUCUACUGGAUUACCACAUCAGGUAUCAAAGUAAAAAUAUCACCUGUGAUUAAUUAACAUAACACAGGGCAUCUGUUAGGAUGGAGUUGUCCUAUACAGUCGUGCUAGUAUUAGGGUUCUGUCAUGCUGUUGGUGCCAUUCCAUCAUUUGAUAAAACAGAUGAGACGAACAUACGACAGCAGUUAAGCCAAGCAAAGGAAGUAGAUGGAAAUCUACCAACAGUUAAUCAAAGACCAAAGUCUCUUGGAUUUCUUCGCUGUACAGAUGGUAAUCUUCCAACAAAAGUUACCACAACAGACACUAGUUUUGUUACUGUUAAUGCUUUCAAGAAUGUUUUUCUGAAACCUCUUGAUUAUGAGGAAAUCGUGAAAGAUCAAGACACACAAAAUAACAAGAAAAUUAAGUUUCAGUGUACUAGUUCUACUGGAGCAGCUGAAGUUACAAUGACUCUUGUUGUAGUUGACGUAAAUGACAACGCACCAUUAUUCCAAAGGAGCAAUGCUACUUACAGUGUGGAAAUAAAUGAGUUUUUAGAUGAGAAACAGAUAAUUUAUAAUCGGAACUCUCCAAAUCCGAUACUUGUCACAGAUGCUGAUGGAACAGACAAUAACAGAGUGGAAGCCGAAUGCUUACGCAUGCGUUUAGAUAGUGGCCAAAUACUGUCCUGUGAUGGUUACUUCAAAGUUGAAGCACAACCGGAUGGUUUCGGAAGGUAUUAUUUCACUAUAGCAGCUGAAAAAUUAGACUAUUCUGGCGAAAAGUCAUUUACCUUGGAGAUAAGGGCAGUAAAUAAACCAUUAGGAAAUGAUACAGCACAAGGUACUCUAUUUUCCACCACCCAGAAUGUUGCAAUCAACAUAAGAGAUGUACAAAAUUUACCACCACUCAUAGACAAAGAUGCCCUGUCAUUCGAGAUGCUUGAAAAUUUGACAGUGGGUUCACAGCUUGUUGGAUACAUAGGUGCAUUUGAUCAAGAUAUUGGUGAUCCACAUGCAAUUAGAUUUGUGCUGGAGCGACCUUUUUCAGAUAACCCUAGGGAUUAUUAUGCCUUUGAUCAUAACAAAUUUGCCCUUGGGGAUGUGAUACUUGAUGGCAUUAUGUACAAAGUUCCACUGUUGCUGAAUAAUUCAGUGGACCGUGAAGAAAUCAUUGGUAGAACUAAAACACUCUAUCUAGGUAUCAAGGCGAUAGAAUAUGAUCUCCAAAACAGGCCAGAUAGGAAUACUGGUACAGCCUCUGACACAGUAUCAAUAAACAUUUUGGACGUGAAUGAUCAGAUGCCUCAGUUUAGUGGACCUACAUAUGAUGUUGAAGUUACUGAAUUGUCAGACUUUGAGGCUGAUGCCAACCCUGAAAACUACAGACAGAUUUCAAACAAUGUUGAAAUUGAAGUGACAGAUACUGAUUCGUCGGACUACAAUAAAUUUACAGUUUCUAUAGUAUCAGGAAAUCAGCUGGGCAACUUUAAACUGGAUGAUACUGCUGGCAGUGAGCAAGCGAUAUUUAAUAUAUAUGCAAAACAAAAGAUAUUGGAUUAUGAGAAGGAUCCCAAGCAAUAUGUACUGGAGCUUGUGGCUGUAGAUACGAAUAACCCAAGUUUCCGCACUUCGGCAACAGUUUCCAUUUCUAUUAUUAAUAUCAACGAUCAUUCACCAGAAUUUAACCAAGCUGUAGCAUUGUUUAAUGUAAAAGAGAAUGCAACUGUUAAUACACCAAUAGGCAGCGUGAUCGCAACAGACAAAGAUGAUGAUAAUUUCGGGAUUAUAUCUAGAUAUCAAAUCACUGGCGAUGAUACUCCAACGUUUCGUAUUGAUAAUCAGGGUAGAAUUACAUUACAAGGAUCACUCGACUACGAAAUAAGAGAUGCCUACUAUUUCACUGUUAGGGCGUAUGAUACUGGAAAUUUGGAAGGAUCUAUAAAUGUAAACGUUCAGGUUGAUAAUGUUUUUGAUAUUGCUCUGAGGUUCCUUGCAACAUAUAGUGCCACAUUAGAGGAAGACAAGUUGGACCUGACUCCAUCAAUAAUUGUUCAGGCUGAGAGCAGGGAAACUGAUGCUCCUCCAGUGCAGUAUUUUGUAGCAGAAGUUACUCCUAGUACGGUACCACAGAACUCUUUUUCAAUUGGUUCAUCUAGCGGAGAAUUGAGUGUUGUAAACUAUGUCAGUUACGAUGAUACAUCUGACAGUGAACCUGGCAUUGUGAGGGUAAAGAUAGGUGCAACAUCUGGUGGUUUAACCUCAUACACAACCGUAGUUGUAGAGAUAAUUAAUGUUAAUAACUAUGCCCCAGAGUUUCAACCUGUUGUUGCAGACAACACAUAUUAUACAAGUAUCAACGAGUCAGCAGCAAAAGGUGUUGAUGUUUAUGCCUUGACUGUGAGAGAUUUGGAUGGGCCCAAUAAUGAAAAUGGCCAAGUAACAUUCCAGUUGCAGAGUGGUGCCAAUGAUGAUUUCUUUAUAACAGCAGAUACUGGAAUUAUAAAAGUUUCAGAAAGUUCUAAUCUCGAUGCAGACGGAGACAACAGACCCUACACUAUAGUGAUUGUAGCAAGAGACAAGGGACUUCCUCCAUUGUCAGCUACAGCUACUGUUAUUGUGACGCUGUUAGAUACAAAUGAUGAGAUACCAGAGUUUAAGGAUCCCCUGUACAGGUUCAGGAUUAAAGCUGAUGAUCCACCAGGCACCUUGAUUGGUCAAGUAACUGCAACAGAUGUAGAUAGCACCAGCAAACUGGAUUACAGUAUUGAUUACACGACAGUUGAAUUUCUAAAACAGACUGGACCAAUUCAAGUACCUAUUGACGCAACUGAAGUGAUAAAAAUUGAUCCAGAAGAUGGCCAACUCAGAGUGGCUGGCAAUAUAAACAGAGAGUUGUAUAACCGUAUCAAUUUGUAUGUGCGUGUUCGAGAUUUAAAUGCUGACAAGAAUUUACGGGUUGAUCAGACAACUACAGCAUUUGUGAUUGUAUUUAUCUAUGCGCCAACGGAUCCACGUAUUUACUUUACCAAUGACCAAUGGACAAGGGAUUCCCCUUUCAUCAAUGUAACAUUCACAGAAUCAAGGAGCAUAAAUUACCAGAUUGUGGCAUUGAGAGCUACCGACCCCUCAAUACCAGAAACUGUACAAAUAUACCGUAAGAAGGAAGGCUCAGAUCCUGAUGAUUAUUUUGAGGUCCGUGACGCAAGUGUUUUUGUCAAGAAACCAUUGGACUAUGAAGAAUUGCCGCCUGGAAAUAAAGAAUUAUCUGUAACUGUUGUGGCCCUGUCACGUGACUUAACAAAGAAUACUACAGCCACAGUAAAUGUAAAAGUUCUAGAUUUGAACGACAAUGCACCAGUAUUCGAAGUACCUGUGGGUGGAUUCAAUUUUUCUGUGGCUGAAGAUAUGAAGGCACCUCACGUUGUAGGCAGAAUAAAGGCUACAGAUCGUGACUCGUCAAGUUACGGAGAAGUUGAGUACAGUAUCUCUGGAGAUCAGACCAACUUUGGCAUUUACAUGGAACGUUCUGGAAAUGAGAAUAUUGGUGUCAUAUUUGUAGCAGAAAAUGCAGACUUGGACUACGAGACCAACAAGUUAUACAACCUAGUGGUGGUUGCCACAGACAACCCUGGAGGAACAAACACUGUGAGAUUUGCAACAAAUAUAGAUGUUGUAAUAGAUAUAGAGGAUAGAAAUGACAUGAGCCCUGUGUUUGAUGAAGAGGUUUACAACAUUACUAUUAUUGGCACAAAGGAAGUGAAUGAGGAGGUUUUCUUCAUCAAAGCCACAGAUGGCGAUGCUGGUGUCAAUGGUCUUGUGACCUAUUCCAUUGUAAAUGCAACAAAUGAUGGAAGAAGAUACUUCAGUAUUAAAACUGAUGAUCAAUCGUCUGACAGACCUGGUGAAUUUUUAAGGAUUGGGCAACUAUAUGUGAUAUCAUCAUUGAAAAAUUUACCAGAUCGAUCUGUGUAUAUGCUGACGGUGGCUGCACAAGAUAUGGGAUCCCCAGUUACACCACCAGGCCUUUGUAAAGUGUUUAUCACUGUGAGCAAAGGUGUACAGGAUCUCAAACCCAAGUGGGCUGAAGAUCUUCCAGCUCGUGUUAAGAUCUCAGAGAAUGAGCCACCAAACACAUCCGUUGCUACAUUAACAGCCUACCCAGCUGAUGUUACAUCAAGUAUUAUUUACACAUUUGUUGGAGCAGGUGAUGCUCUUCGUGACUAUGAUAGCUUCACGAUUAACCCAAACAAUGGAGAAAUCAAGACCAAGGUUGCACUGGAUUAUGAGGAACAAAUAAUUUACAGUGGCGAUGCUGAAUUGACAUUGUUGAUAUUGGGAACAGAUUCAGAGAACGAUACUUUAACCAAUCAGUACCUGCUGAUUGUAGAAGUUCUUGAUGUUGACGAUAAUCAACCAUCAUUUGUUGACUGUCCCGGUAAACAGUACAGUGUGCCAGAAAUGACAAAUGUUGAUGAAGAACUGCCCCCUCCUGUAAAUGUGUACCGUGCUGAGGCCUGUGACCUUGACAGUGCACCUCUUAACCAGGUCAAAUAUUCCUGGUUCAUCAAUAAUGACUACUGUCCUGACAAUACUGAAAUAUUUAGCCUGAAUCAGAACAACGGUCAGAUUUACACAAAGGACAAACUGGACAGAGAGCGUUUAGCAGAAUACAUGCUGUGCAUAGAAGCUUCCAGACCUAAUGUACCGAACACUGAAAAGAGUCUCAACGCACUGAACAAUACCAACAAAUUGUUGUUUGUUAAAGUGAAUGUGAAGGAUGUUAACGACGAAGGACCUAGGUUCGACAAACCAUCUGUGAAGACAGUUAUUUUACAAUACCCUGAAGUAAACGUAGGAGUAGCUGAGGCAACUGACUCUGAUCUUCCUCCAAACAAUGGUAUCCGUUAUCUUAUUGAUAACAUAGACUUCACAAAGAAUGGAAAAACCCAAAAUGCUCCUACAGCAUUUAGGAUAAAUGCGAAUGACGGAACAGUAGUCAUUGAUGUGAACGACUAUACAGACUACGUCGGAGGUUAUUUUGAUAUUAACAUCAAGGCAGAAGAUUACAAUAAUGCCAACGUUCCAUAUGAUCAUCAAUUACUAAGGGUGUAUGUUACAGACCGCUCAAACCGUAUCAGAGUUGUAUUUAAUAAACCAGCUGAUGCAGUAGUUAAUAAGGCCGCAAAUGAUAUGAUAAACGAACUUAAUGCCUUGUACGAAGAUUCAGGAAUGUUCUAUGAAAUAGAGACUAUUUCGUACCAUGUGAUCUCCAAUAAUGCAGAUCCUUCAUUUGACAAGACUGAUGUAUGUAUAGUUGUGGUAGAGGAUGAUCAAGUGUUAUCAUCAGCUAGUGCAGCAAAACGGCUUACAGACGUACAAAAUAUCAGAGGCAUUCUUAACAAAUAUGGUGCUGUGGAUCCAGGGUCAUGUGACCCAGCUGUAAGCGUGUAUCCAGUUGGCUGGGAGAGCUAUUGGUGGGUCCUCGUCGCCUUCGCAAUAUUUAUAUUUGUAUGCUGCCUCAUACUGAUCUUACUGAUAUGUGUCCUUUAUCGACAGUACAAACAGUAUAUGGAUUCAAGAAAAACCUAUUUGGUACCAGGAAAUUGAGAGGAAUAAGAACAGCAUUUUCGUCCAGUGAUAAUACAACCGAAUUCAAACAUGUAUACAAUCCUUAACACAGAUUUCGAAAUGUUCAUGAAGUAACUUGCAAGGAACACAGUCUUUGUGUGCAGUAGUUGUUAGAUAAAGUUAUCUCAACUUUAUAAACAACAGUAAUUUUGCACAUGAAAUGUUUUAAAUUUUCUGAAGUAAGUGUUUUGAAUUUCUGUUUAAGUUUAUAUCAGCAAAAACAGUUCUGACAUUGUUUUAAUCAAUAAUUUAUGUGAUGAAGGAACAAAUUUCUAUAAACCCUCACAUAGACACAUAUCAUAAUAUGCACUUGUGAUAUUGGUAGACUUUUACUACAGAAUAUAUGAUAGAAAUGUGACCAGAUAUAGAAGGAUGCAGUGUGUUCAAGGUAUCAUUUAUAAUUUUGUCAUCUCGGCACAAAAAGGGGACAAGUGCGGCAACAUAAGAAUCACUUAACCGCUUUUUGGGCUUAGUUGAUGAUACGUGAUGAGUUGAUAGAGUAUGACGUGUGUUUGUCUUUAACCCGAUAGUUCCUUGUUACUGUAUAUAUUGUAAAUAGAUUGUUUAUACAUUUGUAAAAAGUAAUAAUUUGAAAAAUAUGUAUACAUAUGGUAAGAGCUUUUUCAUAUAAGUAUAUAUGUAAUGUAUCAGAGACUUUUGUCUCGUGCAUAAUUGUUUUAAGAUUAUUCUUUUAAUAAAAUGUUGCCAGAGAAAUAUGUUGGUACAUAUAGCAUUCAUCUAGGUCUAGCCAGGUACUUUAGCAGCUACAAUGACCUGCCCGCUUAGCUGAGUAGGGAGAGCACAGAUCUAGAUUGCAGGAUCCAGGAACACUGGUUAAAUUAACUGCCCGCCGUUACAUAACUGCAACAUUGUUGAAAAAUGACGUUACAUGUUCCAACUUCCUUGCAACAGCAGAAUGUAAAGUUUGUUAAAACAUAAAAGAUAACUAAAAAUAUAAAAUUAUCAGUCAGUCACUGUCACUGUUUGAAUGGUAAUCAUUUGGUUUUAUGACUUUAUUUAUCACUAGGAGUUUUUGUUUCCUUGUCGGGUUUUCAUAAAGAGAGGUAAUUAAGUUUUUAGUAAACACAUCUUCUGAUGUAUUAGUGUUUUAUUUAGUGACUACUUUAUUAUUGGCAGAAAUUUUGUUCUAGUCUAAGAGUAAUAAAUCUGUUCUUCACAAGUACACUUGUUCUAAAUAUAUAGUGUGUUCUGGAUACUGAACUUGCUUGGAAGCAGCUGUAUAUUAUUUGUACUGUGUUAUUACCUGGCUAUACUAAGAUAUGUGAUAUAAUUGUGUACCCACAUUUUCUCUACACCUCCAGACAGAGUGCUGAUAAAAUGUUUGUUACCUGUAAUAUACUCAAUACUUGAUAUAUAGCGUUAUUAUGCCAUGUAGUCCCUCAAUGUCAUUAUGCCAUGUGGUCCCUCAGUGUCAUUAUGCCAUGUGGUUUUAGUGUCAUUAUGCCAUGUGGUUUUAGUGUCGGUGUCAUGUGACUCCUGGAUAUCAAGUUUAAUCUACAAUGGCAGGUUACUGGGUUGCCAUGCAUUGAAAUAUUGAGCGUGGAAGAACCGUCGUAGGAUGUUAAGCAAAUCCCGUAUUUAGUUUUAUAUGCAAUAUUUUUGUAAUAAACAUUGCCAACUG
Messenger RNA from Mercenaria mercenaria, 7339 nucleotides. Its product is annotated as cadherin-23-like. Bases 172 to 5676 code for a protein of 1834 amino acids. Gene Ontology annotation, molecular function: calcium ion binding; cadherin binding. The transcript has 42 exons. Gene Ontology annotation, biological process: homophilic cell-cell adhesion. NCBI's taxonomy places the organism in Eukaryota, Metazoa, Mollusca, Bivalvia, Venerida, Veneridae. Gene Ontology annotation, cellular component: catenin complex; plasma membrane. The record is from RefSeq and is a predicted model, not a curated record.